AGUUUGGGAACCCCUUCGAACUCAGUGGCCUUCAAUUCGCAAUACUCGUUUCUGAAUCCUCUGCAACGGAUCACUUCACUCAACCGUCAAUAUGUGUUCCAUCUACAUCUUUGAAUACGCCUGUGGGUGCAAGCACCAAGAGCAGGGUGUGGUCGCCUGUGUCCAUCAAGGCACUUCUAGAUGUCCAGGUGUUAAGGAGCAGCCUCGCAAACGAGAUAACGCUCAGUGCACUCGUCAUGGCAACUAAUGCCUCGGAGGCUCGAGACCAUGCAUCGCUUUGUCCUACGGUCAUCGCGU
Molecule: messenger RNA, 297 nt
Organism: Penicillium concentricum
Lineage: Eukaryota; Fungi; Ascomycota; Eurotiomycetes; Eurotiales; Aspergillaceae
Exons: 2
Coding region: 92-247 (51 amino acids)
Source: RefSeq, a predicted model, not a curated record